GGAAGCGAAGCGAAGCGCGCCGCCGGGGAAGUUUGGCCGCUGCGCCGCCCCGUCCGUCGCCACGGCAACCGGCGCGGCCGUCAUGGCGGCGCCCAGCGUGUUCCUGCUGGCCGUGAGCGGCGAGAUCGAGAGCGGAGAGUUCCCGGGAUUCGAUGACCUCUACUGCAAAUUCUCCUUUGUCUACGGCCAGGACUGGGUCCCCACGGCGGGCCUGGAGGAGGGAAUCUCCCAGAUCACCUCCAAGAGCAGCGUCUCGCCCACCACGCUGGUCUGGAACUUCCCCAUCGACAUCACCUUCAAGAGCACCAACCCCUUCGGCUGGCCACAGAUCGUGCUCAGUGUCUACGGGCCGGACUUCUUUGGCCACGAUGUUGUCAGAGGUUACGGAGCCGUGCACGUGCCCUUCGUGCCAGGCAGGCACAAAAGAACCAUUGCCAUGUUCGUCCCAGAGUCCACCUCCAGGCUGCAGCAGCUCACAAGCUGGUUCACGGGGAGACGCCCGGAGUUCACAGACCCCAGGGUGGUGGCACGGGGUGAAGGCCGGGAAGUGACCCGGGUGCGCUCCCAGGGCUUCGUCACCGUCACCUUCAACGUGAUGACCAAAGACCUGCACAAGUUGGGCUACGACGUGGGCCAGGGGCCACAGGGGCUGCACCAGGCCUGAGCUCCUGGGGCCUGCCAGGGAAACUCCAAACAGCACCAGCCUCCAGGGGUUGGGGUUUGGAGUGUCCAACCCCAAACUCCAGCCUUGAGGAUUUGGAGUUUGGAGUGUCCAACCCCAAACACCAACCCAGGAGGAUUUGGAGUGUCCAACCCCAAACACCAACCCAGGAGGAUUUGGAGUGUCCAACCCCAAACACCAACCCAGGAGGAUUUGGAGUGUCCAACCCCAAACACCAACCCAGGAGGAUUUGGAGUUU
Messenger RNA from Taeniopygia guttata (zebra finch), 920 nucleotides. It is a transcript of the gene B9D1, whose product is annotated as B9 domain containing 1. NCBI's taxonomy places the organism in Eukaryota, Metazoa, Chordata, Aves, Passeriformes, Estrildidae. Gene Ontology annotation, cellular component: MKS complex. The record is from RefSeq and is a predicted model, not a curated record. Gene Ontology annotation, biological process: cilium assembly.